Molecule: messenger RNA, 979 nt
Organism: Penaeus indicus
Lineage: Eukaryota; Metazoa; Arthropoda; Malacostraca; Decapoda; Penaeidae
Product: lachesin-like
Exons: 7
Coding region: 1-864 (287 amino acids)
Cellular component (GO): neuron projection
Source: RefSeq, a predicted model, not a curated record
AUGCUCAUGGCCGCUGUCAUCCUCGCUAACCAAAUGUCUCUCUCAGUCCAGCAGAUGGACGGGCCGGAGCUUCCCCUGCAGCAAGUGAGCAGGACGCACAUGGGGGCCUACCUGUGCAUCGCGUCAAACGGGGUCCCUCCUUCAGUCAGCAAAAGGAUCACCCUCGACGUUGAGUUCGCCCCACAGAUGCACGUCCCGAACCAGCUUGUGGGUGCGCCCAAAGGCACCAACGUCCGCCUCGAGUGCUUCGUGGAGGCGCACCCGAAGGCCAUUACGUACUGGGAGUUCAACGACGCCAUGGUCAUGAACACGUCCAGGAUUACCACGCAGACGCUCGAGAACCAUUAUAAGAUUCAUAUGAUACUCGACAUCCGAGAUUUGGACGACGGGGACUUUGGAAUGUACAAGUGCAUCUCCAAGAACUCCAUUGCGGAGACGGACGGCUCGAUCACCCUUAAUAAGACCCCCCGCCCGACGACGCCCCCCCAGAUGAAGCAGAGCAGGCCCGAAACUUACGACGCGGACGGCGACAUCCACUACCGCAGCCGAGGGCGCCCCGGAAGAAAAGAGCACUACAACAGACAGGAUCCUCAGCAGGGGAGGAGACGGCCCCAGGACCUGGACGGCAUCAAGGAGGAGAGGGAAGAAGAGGAGAGAAGAGAGAUGGAGGAGAACCGGAGGAAAACGCAGGAGCUCGAGCGGCGGAGACUGGAGCACGACUACAACAGAGGCCACCUGAACGAGCAGGCCACCAGGGUCACUCACACGCCAGCGAGCGCCGGCGCCGAGGCGACCCCGAGCGGCCGCCUCCUCUCGGCCAGCGUGCUCGCCGCCCUCGGGUUAGCUUUGUUUCCUCGACAUUAACAGCUUGUUAACGAUGUAGUCCUUUUGCUUCUAAUCGUAUGCUUAUUGUUUCUUAUUUUUUCUUGUUUCUCUGUACGGGUAACCUUAAGUAGAAUCACAUGCUCAUGAGUUCUCA